AAAACACGCGUUUUCAAGUUCGCCGGUUGCUUCGAUUUUGUUUGCGCUUCGAAUAAAGUGUUUUCUAUACGAUUCUUGAAUUUCUCGCAAAUUAUUACAAGCUCAACAACGCCAAAGUGGCGAGUUUUUUAAAAACAGUAGUGCUUUCUGUUAAAUUCUAGUGAAAAACAGAUUUUCGUUCGGUGAAAAGAAGAUAAAGACUUUACAACUCGUUUGCUAGCGAAGCAAGUAGUGAGUGCAUAAAAAUAAACGUAAACAAACCAGCGAAUAUUGCGCGAUGUCAUACGACAACGUUCAAAAUCUACUCCGGUCGAACCAGACCUUAACCUGGCGUUCUCCGCCCAAAUGCCCGAAGUGUCACCAAUUGUUCACUUCCAGCUAUGUAAAACAAGGCCAUUCGCGACGAGCUUUCAUACUAAAAUGUGACCAUCUAAUGUGCGAACGGUGCAUCGGUGACCAGCUGCACUGUCCGGGAUAUUCUCGGGCCGUAGUUUGCCGGAUCUGCAAUAUUCGCUCUAUUCUAGAUCCGAAGAUUCGGAUCCGAGAUCAACUACAGCACAGUUAUCAGAUGCUGGGCUUUCUGUACCAACGACAACAUGAGCUGUCUUAUUUGGCCAGCCACUCGACGGAAGAAUCUCCUGGUAGCGAAAAUACAACAGAAGUCGAAUACGACAAAGAGUGCUUCGAGUGCAAUGUAACUCGUACUCGCCACUACUGCCAAGAAUGUGACACGCCACUAUGUCGUGAUUGUUUCGAAAAGAUUCACCGUGUCGGAAAGAUUCUGUCAAAGCACAAGCUCUGCUCGCUGCUAGCUAAACGCUGGAUCCAGGACGAUAUCAGCAUUUGCGAUGAGCACAAAUUGACAACGGUAUUGUUCUGUACCACCUGUGAGAAGCAAGUUUGCAGCGGCUGCCGGACCGAGUCCCAUUCGCUGCACUUCUGCAUCGAUUUGGUCGACGUCAACCGGCAGUAUCAGCCACUGGUGGAUGAACUCAUCAAGGAUAUGCAGCAGGCGUACACAAUCAACCAGCAAGGAAAACAGAACCUUGAUCGUGUUAUCGAAAAACAGAAGGAGUAUACCGAUAAAGUUAUUACCGAAAUUACCGACUAUUUCUUCUCGCUCCACAACGUGCUACAAUCUGUAGAACAGGAAUUACUGUGCGCUGUGCGAGAACAGUUCGUUGAGUAUCACAAAGAAACUACGGUUAUUCAGAAGGAACUUAAUGCUUCCGGUCGAAACCUACAGCGUUCUAUCGAACAAUUCCAAACAUUCCAAGUGGCACUACCCCGACAAAUUCUUUUGUCAGAUCUAAUCAAGGACAUGAAAAAAAUGCUGCAUACUGCCCCAAUUACGGCUCAGAUUCAGGAGCCUUCUAGAAAUCCGUUCAAUUUUCGGGAAAAAGAACCUUUGCGUAAGGAGAUCCGAAACUAUUUUGGACUAACUUGCACCUCCGACAGUUACCGCUACAAAUAUCUUCCAUUUUACACACCGGAGCCCUUUCCUGUGCUGGAACCUAUGAACUCGCUAGAACCUAAAAAACCCUACGAAGCAGCAUCAUCUGCUUCAGGAAAUACAAAAUCUGAUCGCGUUAAUAAAAAAGGCUAUAAAUCCAAAACUCCGUCCGAGGGUAUUGGAAGCGAAUCAACCAAAAACAGAAGUAAUUCUGCUUCAAGAAGAUCUGAGGAAAUACAAACAGCAAGGGAUCAGCUUUCAAUGGGAUCCAGUGAAUCUGAACUGCGUCGAAUAAAAAAAAGUCAUUCUAAACGCAAGCAUAAAAAAUCUUCACGUCACGAAAAACAUACCAGCGAUUCGAGUGCACAUCAGUCUUCAACUACAACGGACAAGCAGAGAGCCCCUAGUCCGGAUGUGGUAUUCGUUUCAACCAUACCCAACCAAUCAGAUCCGCAGUGUUCUCAGCACGCUACUGACAGCCACAAAGAACAGCAACCUUUAGGAGUCGUGCAGUCUAAUCGUACUCUCGGAGGCCGCCUUGUUUCCUACGGUUCCACUAAUUCAACUCAAAGUAAUUCGAAUAAAUCACUUCCGGCAAUUAUGCCUGCAGAUGCAGCUCACGAAAUGGUUCGUAAACCGAUUUUGGAAAUAAAUCCAAUCAAUCCUGAUAACGCAACCUUCAUUAAGUACAGUCAGAAGGUUCAGGUCACUUGCGUGAUCAAUCCAAACAAGUUUUACGUGAUUACUAACCAAAAACAGUUCUCUAUUAUAAACGAAUUGUGUGAGAUUGAUUCUGAAAAAGUUGAGGAACCAGAAAAAAUAAAUAUCGGCUCAAUCUAUCUGGCGCAGCCGAUUUCCGAACGACGCUGGUACCGGGCAAAGAUUUUGAGCCGAGCCAAGCACGGAAAAAAGUAUGAAGUUUUAUUUGUUGACUUCGGCCGUACCGAUGAGAUUCCGAGGACGCACUUUCGUGAAAUGACUCAAAUUCUACACGACACCGAACUGUUGGCCUGCGAGUGCACCCUGUAUGAUUUGGUACCGGCGGAUGGUGGUUCCACGUGGAGCCCAGAGGCACGCCAGUUAAUGAUAGACGUUAUCGAGAACAAACAUAUGAUUAUGUAUGUUAUACAGAAUACAACGAGCUCCGAACCGCUACUCGUGGAUUUGAUCUCUCAAACCGUCGACAACCCAAAGUCACUGCGAAGUACACUAAUUUAUUUGAACGUCGCGAAAACGGAUCCAAAACCUCCAAAGCGGACAUCCGAUGCGCAGCUUCGAAUUCAUCAGUUGGAAAAUAGUCUACAAAAAUGGAACUCUGAGUACAAGCGAAAAAUCAACGCUCGUGAACUAGAGAAGGACGAUGUAUUCAAGGCUAAGCUGACGUGCUCUAUUUCACCAAGUGAGUUCUACAUUCGUAACAACGCAUGGCAAGAGCAGUUCGAUAAAAUGCAACAGCAGCUUGCUGAGUAUUGCAGCAAAGAGGCCAAAAUUGCCUAUUUGCCCCACGUUGGAAUGGUUUGCGCGUUCGCCGAACAAGAUCCUGAUGAUGUUGUGGUAUGGAAACGAGGGCGAAUAAUUAAGCUUGGUGAAGCACACUGUGAGGUUGCCUCCGUAGAUACUGGGCACCGUUUGCUUAUUGAAUGGCAAGACAUUCGAUACAUGCCCAAACAAUUCUGCUUGCAGCCUGAAUUUGCCGUUUGUUGCAAGCUCAUGCAUGUUAUGCCAUUUAAACAGCAUAACUAUCGUUGGACACAGGAAGCGAUAGCCGACUUCAACCGGCUAGCCAAAAGCAAUUCAGUGUUCCAGAUUAUUGUAGAUAGUCGUGAUUCUGAGCGCUUCUACGACGUUGCCCUGUACGUUGUUAAGAAACGUCAUGAUAUAUGCGUUAAUGGGUUGAUGGUGAAGAAUGGCUUCGCUGUUUCGACAGGGGCAGAGAGCAUCAUAGUUGAACGACCUAAGGAGACGCCUGUUGUCGAGGAUAAGACUGCUAUGGAUGGGGGAGAUACUGCCAGUGAGCGAACAGUCGCUACUAAAAGCUCUGCUUCAGAAAAACGAAAAGCAAGAGUUCGCGUAGAACUUUUACGGGUUGUUUCUCCGGGAGAAUUCUACGUUAGUCUAGUCAAAAAUGCCAAUGGAAUUUCCCGAAUGCAGGAAGAGAUCCAAAACCGGAUGGACGAGAAAAUGGACGAAGGAGAUGACAAAACGGAGUGGAAAGUAGAUGAGCUCUGCUUGGUGUUUCCUACGAUGACAGCCGUGCCCACACCCGACAAUGAUGGAAUCGGCUGCGAAUGGUACCGAGCGCGUGUAAUAGAGGUUGUAGAUGACAGCAACUAUACGGUCUUCCUGAUCGAUCGAGCAUUCACCAUGAAUGCUCAUUACUCCAACAUGUGUACAAUUCCUGCCGAUUUAAAACAGAUCCAUCCAGCAGCGAUUCGUUGUUUCCUGGCGUGCAUCGGUCCGACGGGCAAUCAACCAACCUGGAGUUCAUCCGUAAUCGAUGCCUUUAAGGUGGCAAUCGAGAAGUUUCAUUGUUUCUCAAUCUCUUUACAUGGUAAAAGCGUGGAUGAUUCACUGCCGGUCAUUCUAUGGGGAAUGACAUCGGAAAAUACCACAGCACUCUCGCCGCUGCUAUUUCAGUAUACCAACAUCAAUAAUAACCUGGUACAGUACGGUUACGUGCAUCUAAAGGAGAAGUUCAUGGCACUGUCGUCGGCUACUUCAGUGGAAGAGGAGCUUCUACGCCAUUACCAAGCUUUCGAUAAGUUUGUUCAAUCUUUGGACACCGAAAUGGUGGAACCUGAUAUAGAACCCAGCUUCUCUGGAUCAUGUGACACCUAUCAGGACGAUAUCACUAAUGAACCGACUCCGAUCGAUCGGUGGCCACCGGCAAAACCUAUUGAUAAGAGUAUCUUUGUCGGUGUACCAACCUACGUGGAUAACAAUGGCGUAAUCUAUCUGCACGAUGUGGAAAAGGAACAGACCCUGUCGGCCCUGAAGAAGCUUAUCAAUGCGAAAUUUGAUGGCAGUAAACAGCUACCGAGCGACAAAUUCUAUGCCAGCGGUGAACCGUGCGUGGCAAAAUUUCACAUUGAUGAUCAGUUCUAUCGGGCCAUAGUUCGGAAGGCAAUUAGUCCAUGCCGGUAUAAGGUACAGUUUGUUGAUUAUGGCAACAUCGAGGAAUGUGACGUGGAAGACUUGCGAAAGAAUGUGAUAUGCGGACGCGUACCUAUUCUGGUUAAUAAGUACCGCUUGACUGACGUGGCUCCGGUUGAUCCGGAUGUCGUUUGGAAGACGGAAGUUUUGGAUACGCUACACUCUUUGAUUGUGGGCAAACAGUGUCAAGUGCGAGUCGACACAGAUAUGGAUUGCGAUGCGGCAGGGGUUAUUCCGUGCUAUUUGAAAGUGACCGGUGCCGUCUCCGUGGAUGUAUCCGAGUAUUUACUCGAACAAAAAAUGGUCAUCAAAAAGCACGGCAUAUUCGAAGAAAAAGUUGAUCAGCUUUUCGAUCCGUAUAUGAACUUAUUCGGCAGUAAGCGAGGGAAUUCACCGAAAGGAAUUCGAUUCAGAAUCGGUGCUAAUUUUGGAACGGAAGCUGUUAGCGACAGUGAAAGUGAUGCGGAAACACCUACAAAUUUUCGUGGCCGAUUCAGCAAAAAAGAAAUGAACGAUUUGCUCGACCACGUGACCGCGGAACAGUCGCGUUCUGCUGCGGCUGAUUUUGAUGAGGAGUUGGAUGAAGAAUCUGAGGAAAUCGGAAUCGAUCUGAAUAAGGUGCAGUAUUUCUUCAGCUUCGGUGAUGUAAAACUCGAGACGGGAUCAGAUUUGGAAGACGGUGAGGUUGCUGAUGACGAUAAACUGAACGAUGAGGCAGGCGGUGGAGCUGCGACCGAUGUUUCCUCGAAUGUUUCGUUUAAUCCUAUCGAAUUCGAUACAUCAACUCAAAUUGAUCCCCCAGUCGAGUUGACGCGGCCGACAUUGCACGGUUAUCCAAAGUUUGAGUUGGACAAAUCCAUUAAAGGAUUCUACUGCGAGGUUACUAACCUCAUAAGUCCUUUUAAUCUGUUUGUAUACCCUCAGCUGGAUGAUCACAUUCAACAGAUGAAAGAGAUGAUGGCCAAAAUUCAAUGUUACGUGAGAAAGCAGCGCAAAUGCUCGGAUAUCGAAGAAAAUAUGCCAUGUCUUGCGAUAUACAAGCAGGACAGUUUUUGGUAUCGUGGUCUCAUCGAAGAAUACUUCCCGGAUCAGGGAGAAGUGCGAGUUUUCUACGUCGAUUAUUUGAACAAGGAAACCAUCAGUGUACGGGAUAUACUGAAAUGUCCGGUCAGUUUACGGCGAGUACCAUUGCGAAAUGUGCAGGUGCAAUUGCACGCUCUUCGAGCAAAUCCAAGGAUGCGUGAAUCGGACAUUAUGAUGAAAUUGAUCGAAAUAAUCGAAGGUAAGCGAAUUUAUGCCAAAGUGACCAGCCACUCACCAACGCUCGAAGUGGAACUGUACACUGACUCGAAGUGUACGAAUCUAGUUUACCAUAAGAUGAUUAAGGAGAAGUAUUUCGUCGUGGCUGAAACGACACGACGCCGAGAUAAUUGAAGACAGCUAUUAAUGGAUCGGAACGACAAUUUGAAGAGAUAUUCCCGUUUUUAACAUCCAGCAGGAUUUUGUUAUUUUUGUUAUUUAAACAGACAGCGUGACAGCAUACUAGUACUCUAGAAUCUAAGUUCUUGAUAUGAAAGAAAUAAAU
Molecule: messenger RNA, 6191 nt
Organism: Wyeomyia smithii (pitcher-plant mosquito)
Lineage: Eukaryota; Metazoa; Arthropoda; Insecta; Diptera; Culicidae
Gene: qin
Product: RING finger protein 17
Exons: 9
Coding region: 278-6040 (1920 amino acids)
Molecular function (GO): zinc ion binding
Source: RefSeq, a predicted model, not a curated record